UUCCCGCCAAAACUCAAAACCCCUCUUCUGAAAACCCAAUUUCAUCGCCCACCAAUACCAAAACACACACUCUUUCUGUCUCCUCCUCCUUCCACUCGUUUCUCCGUCGCCACUGAAACUCCAUCAAUGGACAUCAGUGAAGAAGCAUUUGCAGCUCACAAGCGCACCUUCCUCGACUUCUUAGAUCACGAUGUGGGACAUGGGAUCUACAUGGAUACCAUCCGGAAAAUGAUAAUGAACAAGCAACGUCGUCGUCUCAUCGUCAACAUUUCCGACCUUCAUGACUACAAUUCCGACUUAGCUCGCAGGUUAUUGAGGAAUCCGACUGAGUAUAUUCAACCAUUUUGUGAUGCCGUAACGGAAGUGACACGAAGCAUCGAUCCCAAAUUCUUGAAGGAAGGAGAGCAAGUUGUGGUUGGAUUUGAUGGCCCUUUUGUUUCAAGGAGGGUUACUCCUAGAGAUCUUCUCUCAAAGUUUAUUGGUUCUAUGGUUUGUGUUGAGGGCAUUGUCACCAAAUGCUCUCUUGUGAGGCCCAAGGUUGUAAAAAGCGUUCAUUUCUGCCCCUCAACUGGCAAAAUCAUUUCUAGAGAGUAUCGAGAUAUUACAUCCACUACAGGCUUACCUACUGGUUCUGUCUAUCCCACCCGGGAUGAGAAUGGAAACCUACUGGUGACUGAAUAUGGAUUGUGUAAAUACAAAGAUCAUCAAACUUUAUCGAUGCAAGAAGUGCCAGAAAAAUCUGCCCCUGGUCAGCUUCCAAGAACUAUAGAUGUUGUAGUUGAGGAUGACCUUGUUGAUGCAUGCAAACCUGGAGACCGUGUUGCAAUAGUUGGUAUAUACAAAGCUUUACCAGGGAAAAACAAGGGUAGUGUGAAUGGAGUAUUCAGGACAAUUCUCAUUGCUAACAAUGUGACCCUGCUGAAUAAAGAGGCAAAUGCACCAAUUUAUUCCACUGAAGACUUAAAGAACAUUAAGAAGAUUGCUGAUAGACAAGAUAUAUUUGAUCUUCUUGCCAAUUCCCUCGCGCCAUCUAUUUUUGGACACAUUUGGAUCAAGAAAGCAGUAAUAUUACUUAUGCUUGGCGGAACUGAGAAGAACUUGAAGAAUGGAACUCACUUAAGAGGUGACAUAAACAUGAUGAUGGUUGGUGAUCCUUCUGUUGCCAAGUCCCAACUUUUAAGAGCAAUCAUGAACAUUGCUCCAUUGGCCAUUUCUACAACUGGUCGUGGUUCUUCAGGUGUUGGUUUAACAGCAGCUGUAACUUCUGAUCAGGAAACAGGAGAAAGAAGGUUAGAAGCUGGCGCCAUGGUUCUUGCUGACCGUGGUGUCAUAUGCAUUGAUGAAUUUGACAAAAUGAAUGACCAAGAUCGCGUUGCUAUACAUGAAGUCAUGGAACAGCAGACAGUGACCAUUGCCAAGGCUGGUAUCCAUGCAUCUCUAAAUGCUCGAUGCAGUGUUGUAGCUGCUGCAAAUCCUAUCUAUGGAACUUAUGAUCGAUCUUUGACUCCAACAAAGAACAUUGGAUUGCCGGACUCCUUACUUUCUCGUUUUGACUUGCUAUUUAUUGUGUUGGACCAAAUGGAUCCUGAAAUAGAUGGUCAUAUUUCAGAGCAUGUCCUGCGUAUGCAUCGUUACCGUUCCGCACUAGAUGGAGGUGACGGAACACUUGAUGGUUCACAAUAUGGGGGAGAAGAAGAGGCGGAUCCUGGUUCAUCUGUCUUUGUUAAGUUUAAUAGGAUGUUGCAUGGAAAGAAGGCACAAAGGGGUAGGAAGCAGGAGUCUCUAACAAUCAACUUUUUAAAGAAGUAUAUACAUUACGCGAAGCACAGAGUUCAGCCAGAGCUGAGCGAUGAGGCAUCUGAAAAUAUUGCAACGGCAUAUGCAGAGCUUAGAAAUGCUAACUCUAAUGCAAAGGGUGGUGGAACUCUCCCUAUCACUGCUAGAACACUGGAAACAAUUAUACGGCUUUCUACUGCACAUGCGAAGCUGAAAUUGAGCAGAACGGUAUUGAAAUCUGAUGUUGAAGCUGCUCUUAAAGUUAUGAACUUUGCUAUAUAUCAUAAAGAGUUGACUGACAUGGAUGAGCGUGAGGAAGCAAGGGAGAGGGAAUCAGAAAGAAAACGGCAAGCUGAUCAUGAUGCCAACGACAAUGAGCAGGUUCCACGCAAUCGUCGAAGGGCUAGGUCCGGCCAAGCAGAGGAAGCUGCCACAGAGGGUGAAGCAACAGAAGCCAUGGAUGUAGAUGAGCCUCCUGCAGACCAAUCAGAAAUCAACGUAACUCCUGAGAGAGUAGAAGCAUUUGAUUCUAUAUUGGGUCAGCACAUGCGAGCAAACCACUUGGAAGUGAUAUCAAUCACAGAUAUUGACAGGAUAAUCAAUGCAGAGGCAGCCACUAGUUACUCAAGGACAGAGAUAACGUUUCUUUUAGAGAGACUACAAACGGAUAACAGACUGAUGAUCGUUGAUGACAUGGUGCACAUGAUGUAGAGCUUUUCAUGAAUGUAUAAAAAGUUGACGGAGGUUGAAUUAGUGAAGCAGCAUAUCCGAUUCAACAGAAAGAACAAGUAGAUUGUAUUAUGGCAACUGGAUUGAACAUUUGUAGUUUAACCAUGCUGUAUUCCCUUACUUUUUAUAAGAGCAGUUUCGAGAUUAGAUUUAGAUGAUGUUUUCCAUUGAAUAUGAUUUGGAUUUGACUGAAGCUUAAUGAAUUAGGUUUAGGUUUGUUGGACGGAUACUUGAGGUGUUUCUUUUGCUAUAAAGGAUCUCAUAAUGGUUAAAUUGUCUUGAAUUCA
Messenger RNA from Beta vulgaris subsp. vulgaris (sugar beet), 2792 nucleotides. Its product is annotated as DNA replication licensing factor MCM3. Lineage: Eukaryota; Viridiplantae; Streptophyta; Magnoliopsida; Caryophyllales; Amaranthaceae. Gene Ontology annotation, biological process: DNA strand elongation involved in DNA replication; mitotic DNA replication initiation; double-strand break repair via break-induced replication. Gene Ontology annotation, cellular component: MCM complex; nucleus. Bases 127 to 2487 code for a protein of 786 amino acids. The transcript is spliced from 17 exons. The record is from RefSeq and is a predicted model, not a curated record. Gene Ontology annotation, molecular function: ATP hydrolysis activity; single-stranded DNA binding; ATP binding.